UUUCACAGAGCUUCUUUCGAACGAUCUGAUUACCCUCAUACACGACAGAAUUCCAUACUUCACUGGCAAAGGAAUGAUUCUACAUCUGUGUCGGACUUAUGCUUAUGUGCUAGAAACUUUGGGCAGACUGAAAGAGGUUGACUAUUUCGCGGAGCGUUGGGAACAUGUUUACAAAAAUGAAUUAUUGAAAUCACCUUAUAUGGCAUUCCUUACAGUGCUUGUUGGACAGGAGCCGGAAGAGUUGGAACAGAGAAUGGCUGAUGCUUACGGCAUCGAGGCCACAGACUCCUUCUUCUCAGAAAAAUAUCAAUUGUAUCUAUUGGCUGCCACUCAUUACAACUGCUUUGUGGAGAAGCUAACCGACGAAUUUCUACGUUGUUUAACUGUUCUGAUCUUGUCUGAAGCCAGGAGGAAAAAUGAACUAGUCGCAAUGGUUGGAAAGUUGCGAAAAGAUUAUAUCUUCCACUCUCGUUCAAAGAAACUCAGUGCACUUUUCUUCGAUGCCGUUUUCAUUGUAACAAGUGAUGCAUAUUCUGAUUGCGAUAAAGAUGAUAUGGAAAUCGGAAGAUGGACAAGAUAUGCCUCAUCCGUUUUAAAGAAGAACGAAGAGAACUAUCUCUACACCAUGCUUACAAAGUUCUCGGACAUGAUGGACGAGAGGACUGUUAAGCUGAACAAAGAGAAUACAACCAUUGAACAAGUAUUAACAGUAUUGGAAAUGAUUCAGGAUAUGUCCAUCUCUGUCAAGUGCUACGACGCUAUUAUGUACUUUUUCAUUGUACUCCUCACACUUUUCGCUAAAAGCCGCUCCAAGCACUUUUUCCGAUGCUUCCAAGUUGCAGGGCUCUAUUUUGCUCAUCCAGAGCACUAUUUAGAGAUAAACAAAAUCACACGUAAGUUCAUGACUAGGUAUUGGGUCCCCGCAUUCUGUCAGUUGCAUAGUAUCAAGAACGAGAUCUGUUCGCGUGAAUUCUUCUGCGAAACCUUAGCGAACUUUGCUUAUAGAAACAUCGAAGACUUUGGUAG
Auanema sp. JU1783 is the source of this 1026-nucleotide messenger RNA. The record is from the annotation of a GenBank genome assembly. Lineage: Eukaryota; Metazoa; Nematoda; Chromadorea; Rhabditida; Rhabditidae.